GACAGAUUGACGGGUUUAUUCUCAUCCCCGCAGGGCGAUAUUGUUAGUGGUCACCAUCGAAACUUUUUGGUUGUUCAGGAAACGCACAGCUCCAUGGUACAUCUGAUCCCACAGUGAUAUUCCCAGCCUCGUGAUGACGUCACUGGCAGUAGUGGUCAUCGUCACAGUUCUAGCUUUUGUCCCUUCCGGAGUAAAAGGAACAAUAGAGGAAGUCAGUAUUCACGCGGACAUAUUAAACUGUUACGACACCUACCGGCGAACAUCGGACAUUACUCGAUCUGUCGGUUAUAACAUACACUGGAAAUGUAUGCAGAUGUAUAUUUGGAAUCUUCUAGAACAAAGCAGUUUGAAUAUCACUCUCGCCGAUCAACAGUGGAUCGAGAGCAUCACAUCAAUCCCUGCUCUAAAGAAAAGAAAAAAACGACAAAGUCAAAUGCCGCGCGUGCGACGGGAAUACAGGCGCAUGAGCAACCAAGAGCGGGAAAAUUACCACCGAGCUGUCAACUUACUGAAACAAAUACCAAUAGCAAACACCACAAGAUACGACUUUAUAGCGAACAUCCACAGAGGGGACGCUAUUCCACUAGCUCACAGGGGACCGAACUUCCUCGGGUGGCACAGAGUCUACCUCAUCAUAUACGAGAAUGCCCUCCGACAAGUCGUGCCAGGCGUGACCAUCCCAUACUGGGCCUCGUCCUUAGAUCAGGAACUAGACACGGCCGAACAGACUCAGUCAGUCAUUUGGUCGGAUCUGUUUUUUGGAAAUGGAGACGGGUUCGUCACUUCCGGUCCAUAUGCUAAUUGGCAGACACAAAGUGGACCACUUAUCAGGAAUAUAGGUCUUAUUGGAGAACUUUUUAGCAAUGACAGAAUCGAGCGAAUUCUGAACAGGACUAGAACUUCCGAAAUCACCUUCCCUAGUGGAGCUCCAGAGAACCGAAUAGAGGACGCACACGACGGCGUGCAUAUAUGGGUAGGGGGAGGGAAUGGGCAGAUGAAUGACUUUAACGUUGCCGCCCAGGAUCCAAUCUUCUUUAGUCAUCACGCUUUCGUAGACUACCUCUGGGAGGAGUUCCGACAGCGGCAGGUCCAGAAUGGGAUAGAUCCAUCUCUCGAUUACCCUGCCCAGUUUGGCUCGCCUCAACAGGCCCCACAAGCUCCCAUGCGAUUUGGAAAUCUGAGGAACAUCAAUGGUUACAGUAACUUGAUAACGACAAAUAUCUACCAGUACGAGGCCUCGCCGACCUGCCGCAGACAGAGACCAACGUGCGGCUCAGACUAUCUUCGCUGUGACACCAACAGGGCGAUACCGCGCUGCAUCUCGUUACGGACGGACGAGGUAGCACAAGGUGCGAGGUUCAAACGUCACACACGGAAAGCCAAAAGCCAACCAGCCUGUUCUGGUUAUCAGCGAGCAGUGCAGAACAAGUACAUGUGUACUAACCAGUCAGACAUCCGAGAGUGGUCCUACAUUCCGGUAGACAUCGUGUAUCGACGCCCUCCGGAGUUCGUGCAAUAUCAAUCAUAUCCCGUGUUUAACGGACAAGGGAUGAUCAACAGUGAUAUAUACUCCCCUACCUCCUAUGUAGGACUCGCGUCUUCCCUCCAAAUAGGAAAUCCUGCUAAGUACAGCGAAUGCACGGAUCCACACAACAACGCCGGCAAAGUCUUUAUCGAGUCUAAUGGCCUGAAUCAUUACGGAUCAUACAGUGAAUUUGUUAUGGUAGACAACCGUUUGGCAAUCUCAAAAACGACCGGUUAUAUUGCAGUGAAAUCACCGGAUUCCGGGAUGACGGAAGUGCACGUGUCAGCGCACGACUCUUGUGGGCGUGUAUGUCGUCCCGUACUGUAGGACACCUGGCUCGCCGCAAAACGACUUCCAUCCUUGCACAGGAGCCAUACGUGUUACAACUAGUGCCCCCAAAUUGUACGGCAGAACAUAUGGCGAGAUCAUUCUCGAUACUUGGAAAUUUCCUAGUGGCGGGAACUGCCCGAGGCCUGACGAUAACUACGCCCACUUGCGUUUCUUCUGUGAUUACACGAACCAGUGGCCGUGGGCGGAAGUCCGUCUGCCAGUUACAGGCGUGGCGCCGUCCCUGCACAUCGCAGUCACCAAGUCACCCACGGCCAAGGUGGUGGAAAGUGCGGAUACCGCCAUACAAGGCUGCCUCCUCGGACAUGGGUGUGUGGUGAAGACGCCGUGUGGUCCCUGCAAACACGGCAGUAAACAGGCGUGCAUCAAAUCCGGAACCAAAUUUGCUGUUUGUAAUGGCGAUAAGUACACCAUCAGGAGGUGUAUAAGCAACAGUCAAUAUGAUGACGUCACAGGCACGUGCAAAACCACGGCGGCGGCCAGGAGAAAAUGAAAUAAAACACUUUUGAAGUACAUCUGUACUUGUUUACAUAAUUUGUAUUAAUUGUAGUAACAUAUUUAACAUAAUGUUGCAGAAUAAGUAAAGUAUUUUAUGUAAACAUGCACAUUGUAAAUAACAAUAGAAGAUAUACAGAUACUAUAGUGACAUACUAAAACCUGUGACUAUACGGCGUCAACACUAAAAAGAACAAAAUAAUGAAACCGUAAAUCUAACUCAAUAUCAAUAAAACGGGGUCAGAAUACGAACAGAAAUAGAUUUACACGGAGAAAGUAUAAUGAAAUCAAGACCAUGUGUUCCGGAAUGGCAAGAGUCUCUUGCUUCAUUGACGACGUCAGUCAUACAGAUCUAGGUCAUAUGAACAUUUCUGAUUUCAAUCUGACAGUUGUUUAGGAUAAAAUAUAUUUUUUUGUUUCUCUUUUUCUGAAAUUGGAUCCAGGCAAUGCACACUCUCUAGUUAUAGGUUUGUCUCCAAUUCAGACCGUGUUGUAUGUUAUAACUUACUAGUAACUUUUAAUUCAGACCGUGUUGUAUGUUAUAACUUACUAGUAAUUUUUAAUUCAGACUGUUGUAUGUUAUAACUUACUAGUAACUUUUAAUUCAGACCGUGUGGUAUGUUAUAACUUAUUAGUAACUUUUAAUUCAGACCGUGUAGUAUGUUAUAAUUAGUAACUUUUAAUUCAGACCGUGUUGUAUGUUAUAACUUACUAGUAACUUUUAAUUCAGACCGUGUUGUAUGUUAUAACUUAUAACUUUUCAUUCAGACCGUGUUGUAUGUUAUAACUUACUGGUAACUUUUAAUUCAGACUGUUGUAUGUUAUAACUUACUAGUUACUUUUGAUUCAGACCGAGUUGUAUGUUAUAACUUACUAGUAACUUUUAAUUCAGACUGUUGUAUGUUAUAACUAGUAACUUUUAAUUCAGACCGUGUUGUAUGUUAUAACUUACUAGUAACUUUUAAUUCAGACUGUGUUGUAUGUUAUAACUUACUAGUAACUUUUAAUUCAGACCGUGUUGUAUGUUAUAACUAGUAACUUUUAAUUCAGACCGUGUUGUAUGUUAUAACUUACAAGUAACUUUUAAUUCAGACUGUGUUGUAUGUUAUAACUUACUAGUAACUUUUCAUUCAGACCGUGUUGUAUGCUAUAACUUACCAGUUACUUUUAAUUCAGACCGUGUUGUAUGUUAUAACUUACUAGUAACUUUUAAUUCAGACCGUGUUGUAUGUUAUAACUUACUAGUAAUUUUUAAUUCAGACUGUGUUGUAUGUUAUAACUUACUAGUAACUUUUAAUUCAGACCGUGUUGUAUGUUAUAACUAGUAACUUUUAAUUCAGACCGUGUUGUAUGUUACAACUUACUAGUAACUUUUAAUUCAGACCGUGUUGUAUGUUAUAACUAGUAACUUUUAAUUCAGACCGUGUUGUAUGUUAUAGGUAGUAACUUAUAAUUCAGACCGUGUUGUAUGUUAUAACUAGUAACUUUUAAUUCAGACCGUGUUGUAUGUUAUAACUUACUAGUAACUUUUAAUUCAGACCGUGUUGUAUGUUAUAACUUACUAGUAACUUUUAAUUCAGACCUUGUUAUAUGUUAUAACUUACUAGUAACUUUUAAUUCAGACCGUGUUGUAUGUUAUAACUUACUAGUAACUUUUAAUUCAGACCGUGUUGUAUGUUAUAACUUACAAGUAACUUUUAAUUCAGACCGUGUUGUAUGUUAUAACUAGUAACUUAUAAUUCAGACCGUGUUGUAUGUUAUAACUAGUAACUUUUAAUUCAGACCGUGUUGUAUGUUAUAACUUACUAGUAAUAUUUAAUUCAGACUGUGUUGUAUGUUAUAACUAGUAACUUUUAUUUCAGGCCGUGUUGUAUGUUAUAACUUACUAGUAACUUUUAAUUCAGACCGUGUUGUAUGUUAUAACUUACUAGUAACUUUAAAUUCAGACCGUGUUGUAUGUUAUAACUUACUAGUAACUUUUAAUUUAGACCGUGUUGUAUGUUAUAACUAGUAACUUUUAUUUCAGGCCGUGUUGUAUGUUAUAACUUACUAGUAACUUUUAAUUCAGACUGUGUUGUAUGUUAUAACUAGUAACUUUUAAUUCAGACCGUGUUGUAUGUUAUAACGUACUAGUAACUUUUAAUUUAGACCGUGUUGUAUGUUAUAACUUACUAGUAAUAUUUAAUUCAGACUGUGUUGUAUGUUAUAACUAGUAACUUUUAUUUCAGGCCGUGUUGUAUGUUAUAACUUACUAGUAACUUUUAAUUCAGACUGUGUUGUAUGUUAUAACUUACUAGUAACUUUUAAUUUAGACCUUGUUGUAUGUUAUAACUAGUAACUUUUAUUUCAGGCCGUGUUGUAUGUUAUAACUUACUAGUAACUUUUAAUUCAGACUGUGUUGUAUGUUAUAACUAGUAACUUUUAAUUCAGACCGUGUUGUAUGUUAUAACGUACUAGUAACUUUUAAUUUAGACCGUGUUGUAUGUUAUAACUUACUAGUAACUGUUAAUUCAGACCGUGUUGUAUGUUAUAACUAGUAAUUUAUAAUUCAGACCGUGUUGUAUGUUAUAACUUACUCGUAACUUUUAAUUCAGACUGUGUUGUGUUAUAACUAGUAACUUUUAUUUCAGACCGUGUUGUAUGUUAUAACUAGUAAUUUUUAAUUCAGACUGUGUUGUAUGUUAUAACUAGUAACUUUUAAUUCAGACCGUGUUGUAUGUUAUAACUUACUAGUAACUUUUAAUUCAGACUGUGUUGUAUGUUAUAACUUACUAGUAACUGUUAAUUCAGACCGUGUUGUAUGUUAUAACUUACUAGUAAUAUUUAAUUCAGACCGUGUUGUAUGUUAUAACUAGUAACUUUUAAUUUAGACCGUGUUGUUUGUUAUAACUUACUAGUAACUUUUAAUUUAGACUGUGUUGUAUGUUAUAACUUACUAGUAACUGUUAAUUCAGACCGUGUUGUAUGUUAUAACUUACUAGUAACUUAUAAUUCAGACUGUGUUGUAUGUAAUAACUAGUAACUUUUAAUUCAGACCAUCUUGUAUGUUAUAACUUACUACUAACUUUUAAUUCAGACCGUGUUGUAUGUUAUAACUUACUAGUAAUAUUUAAUUAAGACUGUGUUGUAUGUUAUAACUUACUAGUAACUGUUAAUUCAGACCGUGUUUUAUGUUAUAACUUACUAGUAACUUUUAAUUCAGACCGUGUUGUAUGUUAUAACUUACUAGUAAUAUUUAAUUAAGACUGUUGUAUGUCAUAACUUACUAGUAACUUUUAAUUCAGACCGUGUUGUAUGUUAUAACUUACCAGUUACUUUUAAUUCAGACCGUGUUGUAUGUUAUAACUUAUUAGUAACUUUUAAUUAAGACCGUGUUGUAUGUUAUAACUUACUUGUAACUUUUAAUUAAGACUGUGUUGUAUGAUUAACUUACUAGUAACUUCAUACGGAUUCCAUUUUAAGAACAGUGAUGGAUUUUGGUAUGGAAUAAAUGUAAAACACAUCGAAUAAUACAUUAAAUAUCUUUAUUGUUUUCAGUGACACAUGCUUUAAAUUAUCACAGACAUAACAUCAGCACUUGGUUAUUGUAAUGAAAUGCUAAUAUAUUGGUAACAGGAAAUAAAUAUUUUGUAACA
Molecule: messenger RNA, 6003 nt
Organism: Pecten maximus
Lineage: Eukaryota; Metazoa; Mollusca; Bivalvia; Pectinida; Pectinidae
Product: putative tyrosinase-like protein tyr-3
Exons: 5
Coding region: 134-1852 (572 amino acids)
Molecular function (GO): oxidoreductase activity
Source: RefSeq, a predicted model, not a curated record